AACCCUGUUUGCACAUAGACAUCGCUACUUCAUCUAGUAACAAUCUUGAACACAGUCCAACCUGCUCCGCUCUCAUUCUAAAAUGUCUGAAGGAAAUGUUUUAAGGUGCGGGCAGUGUAACAAGCCCUUUGAUAAGCAAUCUACACUUAAGAGACACGGAUACUAUUGCCGGUCUCGAAAAGGUGAAAAAAUAGCAAGCCGAGUUCGGUCUUGUAUAUCGUGUGCCAAGAGGAAAGCACGCUGUGAUAAUAAGCGGCCGGCCUGCUCGAGGUGUAUGCUCAAUGGCAUUGAGUGUCAUUUCCCAACGAAAGCCGCCGAGAAGAGCUUACCGAAGAUCCAUCAAAACAAUUUCCCGACUGUACAGCAAGAUAUAACUUCGUUUCUGGCUCCAGAGCCUCCCAUCAUUGAGACGCAAUUGGAAGAGAGUCAUUAUGGUCAGGUGAUUCAGCAAGAUGAGAUUCUAUCAAACCACAACUCUCUCAACGUCGGAGAUAUCUACCAGCCCUGGGAUCUCCCACACCUCAAUUUCGCCGACUUACUAAACACUCAAACCAUCAACGAUUUCGAACAAGACCCCAUCCUGGAUCCACCAUCUCCAGCACAAAGAUCCUCGAGUCCAAUCACCCACCUCCUUCAAACCCGCCAAUCCACAAACUCAUUCAACUUCUCUAUACCACCAUCACCAGCGUCAUCUAUACGAAUCCUGACCAUCCGACCAAGACCCAAGCCCAGCACGCAAAGAAUAGCUAAUCUCCUCUUCCACAAUCUGAAGUCUUUUCCGCUUAUGUUGUCGCGACAGGGGACGCUCCCGCCGUUCAUUCACCCGAAAAUGGUUUCGUCUGAUGGGGGCUAUUCGCAUGUUGAGCCGCUUACUAAUUGUAUUAGCUUGGUGCAUAUGAUUAGUAGUGGGAUUCAGGGGAGUAGGAAGUUGUUCUGGAAAAAUGUUAGGUUGGAGUGUGAGCGUUUGUGUGCAGAGCAUCGGGAACUUGACAGUGUGGAACUCGUUGCUGGCAUGCAAGCGUUAGCUAUUUACAUGCUCAUUCGACUGGAUGAAGGAGAGACAGCCGACAAUAACUUGGACUCUCUUUUAGUGACCACUGUGAUUGCCAUUUACAUUCAACUGUCCCAGAACAAACCACCUGGCUUUAAUCAAUUAGACUCUUCGGGCCAUGAUCUCAAAUCAAGCUGGGAGGCAUGGUUACAUGAGGAAUCUAGACGAAGACUCUCCAUAAUCUACCGCGCCCUCAACAUGCUCAUCUACUUCGAGCCCUCCAGCCUCUGCGAACUCCAAUCGGAUCUCAUCCUCGCACCCCUCCCAGCCAAGAAACAACUCUGGGAAGCCACCACCGAGAUAGCCUGGAAAGCUGAGCUAGAUAGCCCGCAGACACAAAAGGAGUUUGGAUUAGCUAGCGAUGGGGAGUUGGUCAAGCUGAUGGAAGGGCAGAAGUAUUGCGGGAAUGCGGCUUUGCUUUAUGAGGCGCUCGGGUCGUGUAGGAGAUCGGCGGGGGGGAGAGAGAAUUGGGAGGAGUGGUGUUUGGGGAUGGAUGGGUUUGGGGGGUUGGUUAUGUUGGCUGCUUCGUUGGUUGAGUGA
Messenger RNA from Cadophora gregata, 1591 nucleotides. RefSeq lists its product as uncharacterized. Gene Ontology annotation, molecular function: DNA-binding transcription factor activity, RNA polymerase II-specific; zinc ion binding. The coding region runs from base 83 to 1591 and encodes 502 amino acids. The transcript is spliced from 5 exons. NCBI's taxonomy places the organism in Eukaryota, Fungi, Ascomycota, Leotiomycetes, Helotiales, Ploettnerulaceae. The record is from RefSeq and is a predicted model, not a curated record. Gene Ontology annotation, biological process: regulation of DNA-templated transcription.